CGCAAAUCCUCUCUUUCAGAGUCACGGUGUUAUCCCGACUUGCCAGCCCAACUUUACUCCCGCCCUGAGUGGUUUCGUCACUAUAUUUAUUCGGCAGUGAUAGUAAACGGAAUAUCAGCAUUCAGAAACCAUGGCGACUCCCGCCGCUUUGCCCCCGUUACCUUUUAAUCCGGGUCGCAUACGAACAUACCUCCUCCGACUACCGCUGUUCACCAGACUGGUGUUGCUGGUCAUUCUGGCCUUCUGGCUGCUUGAGUUCCAGACCAUAUGGAGUGUUGUGCAGUGGGGUGCUUUGAUUCCAGAGGAGAUUAACCUGGGGACUAUGUACCGACUGAACACUUAUCCCAUCAUCCAUACUGGCUUCUUCCAUGCCUUCUUUAAUGCUCUGGCGGUUACACCGCUGCUAGAGCGCUUUGAGGCCGAGCAUGGCACUUUGACUGCCAUUGCGUUGUUUAUUGGACCUCUCUCGACUGUCCCUGCUGGUCUUUAUAUCUUGAUUGAGAGGUUUAUCCUCCACAGAAAUACUUCGGUGGUCGGCGCAAGCAUCUGGGUUUUCCUGCUUCUCGGCUCCGAAGCUAUCAAGACCUACAAGUCUCACCCCAACUUCAGCCUUGGCCCGUACAAAAUUCCCACCUGGACUUCACCCCUGUUCGCAUGUGUCGUUGUAUCUAUCCUCAUCUCGAACGUGAGCUUCCUUGGUCAUCUCUGUGCGAUUCUUGUUGGAUACCUCCUCGGCCUCGGAUACCUCAAGGUGUUUGUGCCCCCUGAGAAGGUCCUCCGCUGGAUCGAGGGCAAGCUGAACCUCCUGGGACGCCUACCUCACUACGUCUCCGUCGACCAGAAGACCUACGGUCGCUAUGGAGUUCUCCCAACCACCAACCCUGCCGGCGCCAACGGCAACCAAACACCCAUGAGCUACUUGGGAUCUACCCAGCGCCUUGGAGCAUGAUUCCGGAUAUUGACGCAUUCUUCAUUUCUCAUUUUUAAUGUAUAUUUUCCACCAUAGUACUUUAUAUUGUUGCAGACUCGGGGGACAUUGAAUAAUAGCAUAGCGCGUGCAUAC
Messenger RNA from Penicillium crustosum, 1063 nucleotides. RefSeq names its product rhomboid protease family protein RBD2 (gene rbd2). Gene Ontology annotation, cellular component: membrane. Gene Ontology annotation, molecular function: serine-type endopeptidase activity. Lineage: Eukaryota; Fungi; Ascomycota; Eurotiomycetes; Eurotiales; Aspergillaceae. The transcript is spliced from 6 exons. The record is from RefSeq and is a predicted model, not a curated record. Bases 131 to 949 code for a protein of 272 amino acids.